Messenger RNA from Gregarina niphandrodes, 1836 nucleotides. RefSeq names its product glutamyl-tRNA synthetase. The transcript has a single exon. The coding region runs from base 1 to 1836 and encodes 611 amino acids. Gene Ontology annotation, cellular component: methionyl glutamyl tRNA synthetase complex; cytoplasm; cytosol. Gene Ontology annotation, biological process: translation; glutamyl-tRNA aminoacylation. Lineage: Eukaryota; Apicomplexa; Conoidasida; Eugregarinorida; Gregarinidae. Gene Ontology annotation, molecular function: glutamate-tRNA ligase activity; ATP binding. The record is from RefSeq and is a predicted model, not a curated record.
AUGAGUCGUGAGUGGACGGAAGUGGAGAAGUCUUUUGCUUCGAAGGUGAACUACGACCCAAGUCGUGAUGGUCGUUUGGUUGUGCGGUUUGCUCCGGAGCCUUCUGGGUAUCUGCAUAUUGGUCAUGUGAAGGCGGCGAUGUUGAAUGCGUUUUUUGCUGAAUACUUCGAUGGUAUUAUGUUGUUACGGUUUGAUGAUACUAACCCUAGUAAGGAGAAGAUGGAGUUUGAGAAGAGUAUAUGUGAAGACCUAUCGUUAUUGAACGUUAAAUUUGAGGGUCCUACUUAUACAUCAGACUACAUUGAUAGAUUGGAAACAAGUAUGAAAGACCUUAUCCGGAAGGGAUUAGCGUAUUGUGACGAUACACCCUUGGAGGAAAUGCGCCAUAACCGGAUGAACGGUAUUGAGUCGCCAAGCCGUAGUGCAAAGACCGUGGAAGACAACUUGGCGGAUUUUGAAGAGAUUUUGAAAGGCACCGAGAAAGGCCAGACAAUGUGUGUUCGUGCAAAAAUCAACAUGCAAGACAACAAUAAGGCUCUUCGAGACCCGGUAAUGUGGCGUUGCAAUGUGGGUGUACCUCAUCACCGUCAUGGCACAAAAUACAAGUCAUACCCGACCUAUGACUUUGCGUGUCCAAAUGUAGACUCUUGGUCGGGUGUGACGCUCGCAUUAAGAGCAAAUGAAUAUGCAGAUCGUAUUCCCCUUUAUCAAUGGGUUCAGACGUCCAUGGAAUUGAGACCAGUUAAUAUUUAUGAGUUCUCGCGAUUGAAUUUAACUAAUACAGUUUUGAGCAAGAGGAAAUUGGCUUGGUUAGUUGACACUGGUAUUGUAGAAGGAUGGGAUGAUCCAAGAUUCCCUACCGUUCGUGGUAUGCUACGAAGGGGCUUAGUACCGGAAGCACUUAUGAAAUUUAUCAUCGAACUAGGACCGAGCAAAAAUACGAACCUCAUGUCUUGGGAUAAAAUCUGGAGCCUCAACAACAGAUUACAUGACCAAGUAGCACCCCGAUACAUGGCUGUCGACGCCAUCAACCAUGUCAUCAUCAAUCUCACCGGCUCUGAUAAUCUACCCAUUAAUCUAAACAAACCAAAACAUCCAAAACACCCAGAGAUGGGAGAGGUCAAUUUCGAGUUAACCGAUACAAUUAUAAUCGAACAGGAAGAUGCCCAGGAGUUUAUGAAAGAUGAACUUGUAACCCUGAUGCGUGCUGGUAACGUCAAAAUCACCGGUGUAUGCUCUGACAAAAUGGGGGUCGAUAAGAUCGGGGUCGAUAAGAUCGGGGUCGAUAAUGAGAAAAUGAGUGUAUGCACACACAUGAGCGCCGAAAUGGCCUUCGAGACUAGUGUGAAGGACACAAAGAAAAAGGUUCAUUGGAUUUCCGACAUUCCUGAUAACUAUAAGUUUGUGUUAAGAGAGUACGAUCAUAUUAUUAACAAGAGACAACCGGAAGAGGGAGAUGAAAUGAGUGACAUUGUUAAUCGGGAGAGCGUCAAGGAUACGAUACUGAUAGGUGAGCCCAGCAUUAAGUUUGUGAAAGAAGGUGAAGUGAUACAGUUGGAACGACGUGGCUAUGUCCGAUGCGAUCGUAUCCGUCCAGACGAUAAUUUGAGGAUCUUUGUCCUCAUACCCUCUGGUAAGACCAAGAACAUGUCUGUAAUCCAAACCAAAGUGGAUGCUGAGAAAAUUGCUAAAGGUUGCGAUGCUCCUUCUGACUCUCCGAAAGGACUUAGCAAGAAAGCCCUAAAAAAAAUGGCUUGGAUGAAGGCGCAGGAAGCCGCUGGCAAUAACGCAUCUCCCAGUAACGAGGAAGUUGCAUCCAAGAAAACAGACGAAUGA